Molecule: messenger RNA, 1299 nt
Organism: Annulohypoxylon truncatum
Lineage: Eukaryota; Fungi; Ascomycota; Sordariomycetes; Xylariales; Hypoxylaceae
Product: MFS general substrate transporter
Exons: 2
Coding region: 1-1299 (432 amino acids)
Biological process (GO): transmembrane transport
Cellular component (GO): fungal-type vacuole membrane
Molecular function (GO): transmembrane transporter activity
Source: RefSeq, a predicted model, not a curated record
AUGGUCCAUCAACCGGAGAAUCAACAGUCGCCGGUGAGCGACUCUGAAGAUCUCACUAUCUCCAAUGCGCCGGAACCUCCCCGGAUGGGACCUCCCCCACCGCCCAACGGUGGCCUUGUCGCUUGGCUUCACGUCCUUGGCGGCUUCAUGCUGUUCUUCAACACCUGGGGUAUUCUGAAUGCCUUCGGCGUUUUCCAGACCUACUACGAAAGUGGCGCGAUGUUCGAGAGAUCAUCAUCGGAUAUCUCGUGGAUCGGAUCUAUCCAGUCUUUCAUGGUGUUGCUUGGUGGUGUCUUCGCCGGCCCCGUCUACGAUAGAGGAUAUUUACGACAUUUGUUGAUUCUGGGGAGUUUUAUGAUCGUCUUCGGACACAUGAUGCUAAGUCUUUGCACACAAUAUUGGGAGAUCGUUUUAGCUCAAGGUCUUUGCGUUGGACUGGGAGCGGGUAUGCUCUUCGUACCUUGCGUUUCUAUUAUCCCUACCUACUUUAGCAGUAAACUUGGUCUUGCCGUUGGGCUAGCAUCAUCGGGUUCAUCCGUUGGUGGUGUUAUCUACCCCAUCGUCUUGUACCAGCUCUUGGACAAGGUUGGGUUCGCCUGGUCGGUCCGUAUCAUGGGUUUCCUGGCCCUGGCGACCCUUCUUAUCCCCAUCACUAUUAUGAAGAUGCGGUUCAAGGCCCCGAAGCCUAGAUCUCUAAUCGACUGGACUGCUUUCAAGGAUUAUCCCUACCUGUUCUUUACAGGAACCACUUUCAUCGGAUUCAUGGGGCUCAGUAUUCUCAUCUUCUACAUCUCGUACUAUCCUCAAGAACAAGGACUUACCGAUGAGGCGCUCUCCUUUUACAUGGUGCCUAUCUUUAAUGCCGCAUCCUGUUUUGGUCGAAUUCUCCCAAAUGCCUUGUCGGACAAGAUUGGCCCGUUCAAUGUUGUCGCGCCUUGCUCGCUCAUCACUGGUAUUUUGAUGCUCUGCUUGAUGGCGGCCCACAGCAAGGGAGCAGUGAUCACCAUUGCAGUCCUCGUCGGAUUCUUCAGCGGCGUGUUCAUUGCCAUGCCCCCUGUCUGCUUCUUCCCCCUGACUCAGGAUAAGUCGAAGCUAGGAACCAGAAUAGGUAUGGGCUUCGGUAUCAUUGCUCUCGGUCUGCUAGCCGGUGGCCCCAUCGCCGGGGCUAUCCUUGGCACUGUGAAACCGCUGGACUGGUACGGUCUCUGGGGAUUCGGUGGAGCUGCAGCUACUCUCUCUGGUAUUCUGUACACGGGAUUGAGGGUGUACCGCUCCGGAUUUGCUUUAAUUAAGGCGUAG